AUGCCAUCAUUAACAUCUCUUAGUCCAUUCGAAUGGUUUGAAAUUCAUAGUAAUUCUCGUUCACCUCAACUUCGUAUUGGUCAUUCAAGUACAUUUACUCGUUCGUCUUCGAAUAUUUAUAUCAUAGGUGGAGCAAAUCCAUCAGAAUGUUUUGCAGAUAUACAUUCACUUUCGUUACCAUCACAAACAUCUGAAACAUUUAUUUGGACAAAAUUAAUUGGAGAAGAUUCUGCUCUUCGACGUUAUGAACAUUCAGCUGCUUUAUCUUCAGAUAAUAACGAACAAAUCAUAUUUUUUGGUGGUGCUAGUACAGAAAAUAAUUUUAAUGAUGUUCAUGUAUUUAAUAUUCCAACAAAAACAAUCGAAAAUUGGACGCCACAAGAUAAUAAAUUAGUAUCACCACGAACUCAUCAUUCAAGUUGUUGUAUGCAAAAUGGUUUAUAUAUAUUUAGUGGUGGUUUUCAAGGUGCAAAAGCUGUUGAUGAUGCAGAACUCUAUCGAUUUGAUUUAGUGUCUCAUACAUGGUCAUGUGUACCAGCACAUGGUUCUCCACCUGAACAACGACAUGGUCAUUGUUUAUU
This is a messenger RNA of Adineta steineri, 581 nucleotides long. NCBI's taxonomy places the organism in Eukaryota, Metazoa, Rotifera, Eurotatoria, Adinetida, Adinetidae. The record is from the annotation of a GenBank genome assembly.